Messenger RNA from Alternaria ethzedia, 381 nucleotides. RefSeq lists its product as uncharacterized. Bases 1 to 381 code for a protein of 126 amino acids. The record is from RefSeq and is a predicted model, not a curated record. NCBI's taxonomy places the organism in Eukaryota, Fungi, Ascomycota, Dothideomycetes, Pleosporales, Pleosporaceae. The transcript is spliced from 2 exons.
AUGCAGUUCACCACCGCCCUCCUCGCUCUCGUAGCCAGCACCGCCUCCGCCGCAGUCCUUCCCCGCGACAACCAAGGCCAGUGGAACGUCGAGAUUACCGUCGGACCCGACGUUGGCCAAAUCUACCUCCACGCCGAGUUCUCAAACGACCAGUACGCCGAGCUGAGGAACACCUGCGUCGAGGCUCAGGACCCUUACCUCCACGGCUGCGACCAGUUGACAUUCGACUUCACCUACGACGGAAAGCUCGUUACCCUUCAGGAGACUCUGCCCAGCGGUGUUGUCGUCUACGGAGAGGCUGCUAUCGAGGUUACCACCGACAUUGGUGGCGGCCGUAAGCGGGACGACAUCGUCAUCCCUGUUUCCCGCGCCGUCGUCUAA